This is a messenger RNA of Volvox carteri f. nagariensis, 1990 nucleotides long. RefSeq lists its product as uncharacterized. Bases 1 to 1764 code for a protein of 587 amino acids. The transcript has 8 exons. The record is from RefSeq and is a predicted model, not a curated record. Lineage: Eukaryota; Viridiplantae; Chlorophyta; Chlorophyceae; Chlamydomonadales; Volvocaceae.
AUGCGCUGCUUCAUCACCGCGGGUUUUCUCUGGAUUCUGUUGCAUCGGCUAGUAUUGUCCAUCGACACAACGCAAGUAGGCGCACGCACGCUGAAACGAAAUGAUGAGCGGGAAUCGGAACACAAUCAUGACUUACCGCCCUUGGAUCAGCGCUUCCUGUCGGUGCUACAUCUACUGGUGCAAACCCAUCGCCACGGCGACGGGCUGCAGGAUGCUGACGCUGAUGCUAUAAAGCUUCGCGACGUGCUCAAAGCUCUGGACAACUUUGUACUUUCCUUACUAACUGCGCGGUCCUACCUUGGCCUCGCGCACGUACCUGAGCUGGAGGAUCCCUUAACGGCUCCACUGUUGACUGCGCUGAAAAAGCGCGUCCCAGCUAAACAGCAAGACGCGGCAAAGCUACUGCGAAGUAUUCUGCUGUGGCUGGUACACCUUCGGUCGUACAACGGUACGGACAGAUCUGGAUCCAUUUCCGCGUCCGGGCUCGGGCUUGGAUCUGGCUCGGGCUUGGAUCCCAAAUCCUCGGCCUCAGCGUCGACAGCGAUGUGGCGCGAUGUGGCGCGUACUUUGCUAAUGCUGUUUCGACUUCAUCGGGGCGGCAUGCGCUCCCGGCCAGGCUUGGAGUUCCUGCACGUCAGCAAAGCCGCCGGGACCAGCAUGUGCCGCCUGGCAGAGGUCUCCGGCUGUCGCGCCCAGGACUUCAGCAUGGGUCGCACGUGCAUCAUGCGGGACUUUGACGACCAGCCCCGCUGGAUCAACGGCACCCACCACUGGACGCUCAUCGCACCGGCUGCGGAACCCUGGGGAUCGCACCCCUACGCCUUCCUGCUUUACGGCGUGCCCCGACAUCCCAAACGAAAACGCACCUGCUCCGCUCGGCUGGCGGCGCUGGAGAAGUACCGACUCAACUUCUUCGCCAAUGAGUACACCAUUUACAACGACCGAACAAUGUACGAGGAGCCUGUCCUCAAUGAGGCGACCGGGGAUGCUCUGUCUGCCGACGCAAGCACAGAUGACGAUGUUCCGCCUUCACCGCCAUCGCCGCGCGCUCCACCUUCACCGCCGUCGCCGCCAGCGCCGCCGCAGGACCCCGCGGAGCGCUUCAUGUCCCACCUCAAGUUUAUCGCCCAAACGUACGGCACCAUGUACAAGUGGCCGGGCAUCGCGAAGGCGUUUGCGCCAGGUCGCAACUCGGCGGAGUGGUGGCGGGCGUUUGUUCCGGCGCUAUUUGACAAUUAUAUGCUGCGAUCGCUGGGCGGAGAGGCUGUCUUUGCAAUGUCGUACGAGAGCCUGGAAAAAGGCGCUGCGUCGUAUAUGAUGCUUGCAAAGGCUGUGCUGGCACAGUACGACUCGAUAUUGGUCCUGGAGGUUGACGAAGGCGCCCAUCGCCGAGCCGUUCACUUCGGCCUGGCCUGGCGCCACCAGCUGACCGAGUUCCAGUUGCGCAAUUCAUCUUCGCUGCUGAAGAAGCUGCAGGAUAUGCAAGUUGGCGCGCAGCUGGGGGCGUUACUACCGGAUGAGGCCUUGAUGGAGCACCUGGUUGAAGAUGCUGUUCGGUACGACAAUGAAUUGUACUCGUACGGAGCACUGCUGGCGGGACUUGACGACGUGGUAUGGGGGAUGGCGGAGGCGGCGCUGGGUGAGCCUAUGCCUGGAUUUUGGACCAGUGAAGAUGGAUAUCGAUGCGGAUAUAUACGGACUCCGGAACGCCCUCCUGCAGCGCCAAGAGAGCCACCUGUGCCUGCGCCACCGCCGAUUGGAUAGGCUGCCUGGUGCAGGUGGCAUUUGUCAAGCAUAAUGUGCUUACGUUAUUGUGCCAUGCAUUAAGGAAUAUGUAUAGAGGAUAUAUAAUGUGACAUGAUAUGACAAUAUGCUGUGUGUUUUUUACAUGCCAUAUAUGAGAUACUUAGUGACUUUAAUAAGCAUGUUUUAAGGCAAAUAUGGUGAGCGUAGUUAUAUUUUUAAAUGGAGAUGUAAGAUUGAAUGCUUC